AUGAGCAAAUCAACCGUAUGGUCCCGCCUUCUGCGCCAUCCGCUGCGCCGCCUCUUUGAACCACCAAAAUGCCCCUCACCUCCAUUUCCACUUCCCAUUCCCAUUCCCAUUCUAUCCACCCCUACUCCUUUCACCUCCCAAAUCACCCGAAAAUACAGCGCCAAUUUCGCCAACCUGUCGUUGAAUGCACGUGUCGCCGCUGCGGACCGGGCGCUGCAGGAGCUCUCGGUCGAGAUGGAGCGCGAAAGGAAACGAGAGAAAGAGGAGAGGCAGAAGGCGGGGCUGGAUACUGCGGACAUUGAUGCCAAUUACGAUGAUGAUUACAUGGGCGUGGAUUCGAUAAUUGAUAAAUUGGAAAAACAGAAGCUGAAAGGGGAGAGCUCGGAGCUGAACCGGUACGAGGAGGCUACUGACUCGGAUUCGGAUGAUGAUGACAGGUUUUCGGCUGAUAAGAUGAAUAAGCAGGCUGAUCAGUUCGAAAAGAAGUUCAAGAGGCACGAGGAGUUCCUUGACAAGUUCACGAAGGCUGAGACUCUGGAUGAUGCAUUCAAGUGGAUGAAUAAAAUUGAUAAGUUCGAGGACAAGCAUUUCCAUCUGAGGAUGGAGUACCGUGUUAUUGGUGAGUUGAUGAAGAGGUUAAAAGUAGCUGAAGGGAAGGAGAAAUUUCUUCUUCAGGUGAAGUUGAAUAGGGCCAUGAGGAUGGUAGAAUGGAAGGAAGCAUAUGAUCCAAAUGACCCCACCAAUUAUGGAGUCAUUCAGAAUGAUCAGUUAGGAUCUUCUGUUGAUCUUCUGCAGCAUGCCGGGUUCGAAAGGGAGCAGCGGUUGAUACAAGGUGGAGAGGAAGAUGAUGACUUAGAGUUUGAUGACAUGAAAGAGAAGGAUACUAUAAUAAUGGAAAAGCUUAAUGCAUUAGACAAGACACUUGAGCAGAAGCUUUUGGCAUUGGAUCACACCUUUGGGAAGAAGGGAAAGCUUCUGGAGGAAGAAAUUAGAGAUCUUGCCGAGGAAAGGAACUCAUUGACUGAGAAAAAGAGAACGCCUCUGUACAGGAAAGGAUUUGAUGUUAAACUCAUUGAUGUCAAUAGAACCUGUAAAGUUACAAAGGGAGGUCAAGUUGUCAAGUACACUGCAAUGCUAGCUUGUGGUAACUAUCACGGUGUUGUUGGUUUUGCAAAAGCAAAAGGUCCGUCCAUUCCUAUCGCUCUUCAAAAGGCCUAUGAGAAAUGUUUUCAGAAUCUCCAUUAUGUAGAACGGCACGAGGAGCAUACAAUUGCACAUGCAGUCCAGACUUCAUAUAAAAAGACCAAGGUGUAUCUUUGGCCUGCAUCCACUCAAACAGGGAUGAAAGCAGGCAGAACUGUCCAAACAAUUCUCAAUUUAGCUGGUUUCAAAAAUGUGAAAUCAAAGGUCAUCGGUUCAAGGAAUCCUCAUAACACUGUCAAGGCUAUUUUUAAGGCUCUAAAUGCGAUCGAAACUCCCAAAGAUGUUCAAGAGAAGUUUGGACGAACUGUUGUUGAGUCAUAUUUACUAUGA
This is a messenger RNA of Fraxinus pennsylvanica, 1533 nucleotides long. NCBI's taxonomy places the organism in Eukaryota, Viridiplantae, Streptophyta, Magnoliopsida, Lamiales, Oleaceae. The record is from the annotation of a GenBank genome assembly.